Molecule: messenger RNA, 2148 nt
Organism: Phragmites australis (common reed)
Lineage: Eukaryota; Viridiplantae; Streptophyta; Magnoliopsida; Poales; Poaceae
Product: cationic amino acid transporter 6, chloroplastic-like
Exons: 5
Coding region: 75-1880 (601 amino acids)
Biological process (GO): transmembrane transport; amino acid transport
Cellular component (GO): plasma membrane
Molecular function (GO): amino acid transmembrane transporter activity
Source: RefSeq, a predicted model, not a curated record
CCCACUCUCCACGCCUCCGCCUGCCACUCUCCUCCCGCCCCUCAAGAACCGCGCCCAAGCUCCCGCCGGCCGCCAUGGACAAGGCUACGCUGGUGACGGAGCUGGACUCGGACGGCGCCGCGGGGGGCGGCGGCUCGGGCUCGUUCUCGAGCCUGCGCGCGUACGGUCGCGCUCUGGCGCAGACGCCGCGCCGCCUGGCACACCGCGGGUGCGCGGCCACGGCGCCGGCCGAGGAGAUGAACCGCGUCCGGGCGCGUUCCGGCCCCCGCAUGGCGCGCGCGCUGCGGUGGCCCGACCUCGUUGGCCUCGGCCUCGGUGGCAUGGUCGGCGCCGGGGUGUUCGUCACCACGGGACGCGCCACCAGGAUGUACGCGGGGCCAGGCGUCGUCGUGUCCUACGCCAUUGCGGGGCUCUGCGCGCUGCUCUCCGCCUUCUGCUACACCGAGUUCGCCGUCGACAUGCCCGUCGCCGGAGGCGCCUUCAGCUACCUCCGCGUCACCUUCGGGGAGUUCGCGGCGUUCCUGACGGGGGCGAACCUGAUCAUGGAGUACGUCUUCUCCAACGCUGCCGUGGCGCGCAGCUUCACGGCGUACCUCGGCACGGCGGUCGGCGUGGACGCGCCCAGCAAGUGGCGGAUCGUCGUGCCGGGUCUGCCGGAGGGGUUCAACGAGGUCGACCUCGUCGCCGUCGUCGUCAUCCUCCUCAUCUCCGUCUGCAUUUGUUACAGCACCAAGGAAAGCUCGGUGGUGAACAUGGCCCUGACGGCCGUGCACGUGAUCUUCAUCCUGUUCAUCAUCGUCAUGGGGUUCGUGCACGGCGACGCGCGCAACCUGACGCACCCCGCCGACCCGUCCCACCCGGGCGGCUUCUUCCCGCACGGCGCCGGCGGCGUGUUCAACGGCGCGGCCAUGGUGUACCUGAGCUACAUCGGCUACGACGCCGUUUCCACCAUGGCCGAGGAGGUCGAGCGCCCCGCGCGCGACAUCCCCGCCGGCGUCUCCGGCUCCGUCGUCGUCGUCACCGCGCUCUACUGCCUCAUGGCCGCCUCCAUGUCCAUGCUCCUCCCCUAUGACGCGAUUGACCCGGAGGCGCCGUUCUCGGGGGCGUUCAAGGGGCGGGAGGGGAUGGGGUGGGUGUCAAACGUGAUCGGCGCAGGGGCGAGCCUCGGCAUCCUGACAUCGCUGAUGGUGGCGAUGUUAGGGCAGGCUCGGUACCUAUGCGUCAUCGGCCGCUCCGGUGUCAUGCCAGCUUGGCUCGCCAGGGUGCACCCCAGGACCGCCACCCCCGUCAACGCCUCCGCCUUCCUCGGCCUGUUCACGGCGGCGCUGGCGCUGUUCACGGAGCUAGACGUGCUCCUCAACCUCGUCUCCAUCGGCACGCUCUUCGUCUUCUACAUGGUGGCAAACGCCGUCGUGUACCGCCGCUACGUGGGCGACUCUGAUGGCGGCGACGGGCAGCGGCGGGACCGCGCAUGGCCAGUGCUGGCGUUCAUCCUCGCCUUCUCCCUGAUCGCGCUUUCCUUCACGCUGCUGUGGCAGUUCGCGCCCCGCGGCGGCGCCAAGGCGGGGCUCCUCGCUGGGUGCGCCGCGGCGGCCGUCGCCACGGUCGCCGCGUUCCAGGAGCUAGUGCCGCAGGCGCGUGCGCCCGAGCUGUGGGGCGUGCCGGGCAUGCCGUGGGUGCCGGCCGCGUCCGUGUUCCUCAACGUCUUCCUCCUCGGCUCGCUGGACCGGCCGUCGUACAUCCGGUUCGGGUUCUUCUCGGCCGUCGCCGUGCUGGUGUACGUGCUCUAUAGCGUGCACGCCAGCUACGACGCCAAGGAGAGCGGCGCGCUGGAUGGAGCCGGCGGCGCCAAGGUGCUGGACGAUGGCUGCAAGGUCUAGCAGGGUGGCUGGCAUAAGCAGAGAGCUCUUUCUUCUUCUUUUUUAUGUUGUUUUUUGUUAGGUUAUGAUUUAAGACUACCUUGUUAGCGGAAGAAUCUAACAUGGUAGAAAAACAACCGGAAGAAAACAGAGAGGGAAAAAAUGCACCUGUAAUUUGCAGGAUGAGAUGUACAUAUUCUUCUCUCUUUUUUCUUUCCACUAAUUAAGUAUUUGUACAUUCCAAUCAAAACAUAAAUAUUAAAUAUAAUAAUAUCAAUCAUAAACUCAA